UUUGAUCUCUUGUUCCUCUGUGCGGCUCUGGGAAUAUCAUCACCAUCAUCAUCAUCAUCAUCAUCAACGUAUUUCAGCUUAAGGGCCGAGGAGCAGAACAUACAAUGGUGGUCGGACGCGGAGGCUACAAGUUCCAGAACUGGGCCCAGACCUACGGAUCCAGCCCGGAGCUCUACUUCCAGCCCACGUGUGUCGAGGAAAUAAAGGAAAUUCUAGAUCUGGCUCGUCAGCGAAGCAAAAGAGUCAAGGUGGUGGGAGGAGGUCACUCUCCCUCGGACAUCGCCUGCACCGACGACUUUAUGAUCCGAAUGGAUAAGAUGAACAGAAUCCUCAAGGUGGAUAAGGAGAAGAAACAGGUGACAGUGGAAGGGGGGAUGCUCCUCACCGAUCUGAACAAGGAGCUGGAUAAGCGCGGCCUGGCUCUGUCCAAUUUAGGAGCCGUGUCGGAAGUUGCUGCCGCCGGUGUCAUUGGGACCGGAACCCACAAUACGGGAAUCACUCAUGGAAUAUUAGCCACCCAGGUGGUAGCCCUGGCGCUGAUGACGGCAUCGGGGGAGAUCCUGGAAUGCUCGGAGGCUACAAACCCAGAAAUAUUCCAGGCAGCGCGGCUCCAUCUGGGCUCCCUGGGAGUGAUACUCAGCGUCACUAUUCAGUGCAGAUCUGCCUUCCGCCUGAAGGAGAUUCAGUUCUCAUCAUCUCUCCAAGAGGUCCUCGACAACCUGGACGCCCAUUUGAACAGCUCCGAAUAUUUCCGAUUCUUCUGGUUUCCGCACACGGAGAACGUCAGCGUCUUUUAUCAGGACCCGACAGACAAGCCCCCGGCUUCCAAAGCAAACUGGUUUCGGGACUCUUUUCUGGGAUAUUAUCUGCUAGAGUUCCUGCUAUGGAUAAGCACUUUCAUGUCAGGGAUGGUCCCUUGGAUCAACCGGUUCUUCUUCCGGCUGCUGUUUGCCAGUAAAAGCCAACGGGUCAACAUCAGUCAUAAAGUCUUCAACUUCGACUGUCUGUUCAAGCAGCACGUACAGGACUGGGCUAUUCCCAUAGAAAAGACCAAGGACGCAUUAAUGCAGCUGAAGGAUUGGCUGGAGAAGAACCCGCACGUAGUGGCGCAUUUCCCAGUGGAGGUCCGAUUUGCCCGCGGGGAUGAUAUACUGAUGAGCCCUUGUUACCAUCGGGACAGUUGUUACAUGAACAUUAUUAUGUACAGGCCUUAUGGGAAAGAUGUUCCGCACCAAGAAUACUGGGUAGAAUAUGAGAAUAUCAUGAAAAAAGUUGGAGGAAGGCCCCACUGGGCCAAGGCUCACACCUGCACCCGCAAAGACUUUGAAAAGAUGUACCCGGCAUUCGGCAAAUUCAAGGGCAUCCGGGAGAAGCUGGACACAACGGGAAUGUUCCUAAAUGCUUAUCUGGAGAAGGUCUUCUACUAAUGAGCAGGGGGAGCUGGGGAACGAGAACAAUCCUGAGCAUUAUACCAAUAUACCCGAGCAUUAUACCCUUAUACCCGAGCCUUAUACCAUUAUACCCGAGCAUUAU
Messenger RNA from Xenopus tropicalis (tropical clawed frog), 1533 nucleotides. Its product is annotated as L-gulonolactone oxidase. NCBI's taxonomy places the organism in Eukaryota, Metazoa, Chordata, Amphibia, Anura, Pipidae. The coding region runs from base 105 to 1427 and encodes 440 amino acids. Gene Ontology annotation, cellular component: endoplasmic reticulum membrane; membrane. The transcript has 12 exons. Gene Ontology annotation, molecular function: L-gulonolactone oxidase activity; FAD binding; oxidoreductase activity, acting on the CH-OH group of donors, oxygen as acceptor. The record is from RefSeq and is a predicted model, not a curated record.